CAACAGAAAGAAGAAAACGUAUGCUAACUAUUAAGCAGGUCAGCUACUGACUUCAAACGUAUUAGUCACAACAGAUGAUGGCAGAUGAUGUUCUGUUCGAGUUUCUUCACAUGGAGAUAGUUUCUUAUGUCUACAGAGAACAGACUGCCCAGGAGGAUCAAGAUAAGGAUAGAGUAACGUCUAUCUCCGUAUUAGAAGGGAUGGGCUUCAGAGUGGGACAAGGCCUAAUCGAGAGGUGCACAAAAGAUUAUCCCUCCUUUAAAGAUGACCUGGAUAUGAUAAAGUUCAUCUGUAAGGACUUCUGGAAUGGCAUCUUCAAAAAACAAAUAGACAACCUGAGGACCAACCAUCAGGGAACGUACGUGUUACAGGACAACAGGUUUCCACUGCUGAGUCAGGUCUCUAGUGGAAAGCAGCACCUCGAAGAAGCUUCGAAAUAUUUGGCCUACACGUGUGGGUUAAUUAGAGGAGCUUUGUCCAACUUGGGUUUGGAGAGUGUAGUGACCGCUGAGGUUUCCCUAAUGCCAUCAUGCAAAUUUCAAGUCGUCGUUCAGAAAACCUAAAUGGGCUGAAACAGCUGCUACUGUUGGGGAAUUUUCCUCCAGGUCAAAAUGCUAUGAAUGUGAAAUACAUGUUUUCUGAAUGUUUACGAAAAACCUUAUUUUGUAUAUUCUGAUAAUAUAUUUGUAUUUUUUUAAUAUUCGUGGAAAACGUUACAAGUUUCCAACAGCUCUGCACAUCUGGUAGAUAGUAACAUAAUAACUUAAUAAUUUUAAAUAGAAGUUGCCAUUUAAAAGAAGAUUGUGGGGUUUAUCUUUGUUUUAAAAAACCCACCAGAGUUGGGACAAGCUAAAAACAUUUCAAUCAAGAAUAUAAUAUCAAGAAAAUAAUUUUUUUAUUCUUGCACUGCCAAAUCUAAAGAUAUAAGGUACUUAUUGUUUAGGUUGUAUGUAUAAAUGGGUCCUGUACCUGUAAUUGAUUUUCAUACAUCCUAUCACCACACAUAAAUUCUUAAUUUGUAAUGUAACUAUCUACAUCUGACAAUAUUACAAGAAAACGUGGCUGCAAAAUUGUUUAUUGGAUAUAUUUUUAAUAGAUUCAGAUUCAUACCAUACAAGAUAAAGCAAAGAUUUAUAUCUGAAAUUCAUGUUUUUAAUUAAAUCUGU
Messenger RNA from Trichomycterus rosablanca, 1166 nucleotides. RefSeq names its product trafficking protein particle complex subunit 6B, like (gene trappc6bl). The record is from RefSeq and is a predicted model, not a curated record. Lineage: Eukaryota; Metazoa; Chordata; Actinopteri; Siluriformes; Trichomycteridae. Gene Ontology annotation, biological process: endoplasmic reticulum to Golgi vesicle-mediated transport; regulation of GTPase activity. The transcript has 7 exons. Gene Ontology annotation, cellular component: cis-Golgi network; TRAPP complex; trans-Golgi network. The coding region runs from base 75 to 563 and encodes 162 amino acids.